This is a messenger RNA of Spea bombifrons (plains spadefoot toad), 2722 nucleotides long. It is a transcript of the gene FBXL20, whose product is annotated as F-box and leucine rich repeat protein 20. The transcript has 15 exons. NCBI's taxonomy places the organism in Eukaryota, Metazoa, Chordata, Amphibia, Anura, Pelobatidae. The coding region runs from base 693 to 2006 and encodes 437 amino acids. Gene Ontology annotation, molecular function: protein binding. Gene Ontology annotation, biological process: SCF-dependent proteasomal ubiquitin-dependent protein catabolic process. The record is from RefSeq and is a predicted model, not a curated record. Gene Ontology annotation, cellular component: SCF ubiquitin ligase complex.
CGCUUUAAAUCCCUGGCAGUCCCCUUUCUAAGGAUUCCCGCGGUAAUGACGUCAGGUUUAAAUACCCCAUGGUCUGUUUCUAUUGGCUGAUGACGGCAACAAAAGGAGGAGGGGAGGAUCGGGGCCCCUGGGGGCCCAAUUUUAGACUUCACGUUCCGUUAAAGAAACAAAACAGAGGGGGCUGAGGUCCCCGGGUCCCGAGCGGCUCGGAAUAUUUGUGGUUGGUUUUUAGUUGGGUCCUCAAGGCUCCGAUCAGCUGUCAGCUUGUAAUCCACGCCUCUUCUUGCGCUCACUGUCCAAUCAGAGGCGUCGAUGCUGGCAGGUGCGGGUGUUAUUGUUUUGAGCUAAAGUUAAAGGCCUCGGAGACGGGAGAAGAGUCGGGUCUGUCCGGUAAUAACACCGACGACGUUUCUGCCAGAGGCAGCCGAGAUCCCCGGUAACACCCAGGGGGUCCGUCCAUUGGACAUUCUGAACAAACAGGGCGUAGACGCCCGUUAACACCGGACCCAGGAGCCUACCUCACCCGGUAACGUCUUCUGACAACACCCGGAGUGGAGAGCCAAGACCCCGGGGAGCCGCGAUAGGUCGUCUGAAGACCCUCCCGGGAAAUCCGGGCUCAUCGACCCGCGUCAUCUGGGGUACAAGGGGGAUUUGGACCCCCAAGACACUCGGUGACGCCCGCAGCCGCCCCGAUGAGGAGAGAGAUGAACGGGGUGACCAAGAGCCGGUUUGAGAUGUUCUCAAACAACGAUGAGGCUCUGAUCAAUAAAAAGCUUCCCAAAGAGCUUUUACUUCGGAUCUUCUCCUUCCUGGACGUGGUGACCUUGUGCCGAUGUGCUCAGGUGUCAAGGGCCUGGAACGUCCUUGCUCUUGAUGGUAGCAACUGGCAGAGAAUUGAUUUAUUUGAUUUUCAGAGAGACAUUGAGGGCCGUGUAGUUGAAAACAUCUCCAAGCGCUGUGGGGGUUUUCUACGUAAACUCAGCUUGCGAGGAUGCAUCGGCGUUGGGGAUAAUGCUCUCAGAACCUUUGCUCAGAACUGCCGUAACAUAGAGGUUUUAAAUUUGAACGGUUGCACCAAGAUUACAGAUACAACCUCUUCAAGCCUCAGUAAAUUUUGCUGUAAACUGCGGCAUCUGGACCUGGCGUCCUGCACGUCUAUCACUAACCUUUCCCUUAAGGCGCUUAGUGAGGGUUGCCCUCUCCUGGAACAGCUGAACAUCUCGUGGUGCGAUCAGAUCAGCAAAGAUGGCAUCCAAGCUUUGGUUAAAGGAUGUGGAGGGCUUCGAUCCCUGUCCCUCAAGGGUUGCACUCAGCUGGAAGAUGAAGCUCUCAAAUAUAUUGGGUCUCACUGUCCGGAGCUCAUCACAUUAAAUUUACAGGCGUGUUCACAGCAAAUCACGGACGAUGGGCUCAUCACGAUUUGCCGCGGAUGCCACAAGCUCCAGUCUCUCUGCGCUUCUGGAUGCUCCAACAUCACAGACUCCAUUCUUAAUGCCCUGGGACAGAACUGCCCCCGUCUCAGAAUACUUGAAGUGGCAAGAUGCUCACAACUGACAGAUCUGGGUUUCACCACCUUAGCCAAAAAUUGCCAUGAGCUGGAGAAGAUGGAUCUGGAGGAGUGCGUCCAGAUCACAGACAGCACUCUUAUCCAGCUCUCCAUACACUGUCCGAGACUGCAGGUUUUGAGUCUGUCGCACUGUGAGUUAAUCACAGAUGACGGGAUACGCCAUCUUGGAAACGGGGCAUGUGCCCACGACCGACUGGAGGUAAUCGAGCUGGACAACUGUCCUUUAAUUACCGACGCGUCCCUGGAGCACCUGAAGAGCUGCCAGAGUCUGGAGCGAAUCGAGCUGUACGAUUGUCAACAGAUUACGCGAGCCGGCAUCAAAAGGCUACGGACACAUCUACCAAACAUUAAAGUCCAUGCCUACUUUGCGCCGGUCACUCCACCUCCCUCGGUGGGAGGCAGCCGGCAGCGUUUCUGUAGAUGUUGUGCCAUUCUAUGAGAAAAGAGACUUCUUGGCCACCUUCUUCUCCCUUCCUGCGUGGGAUUCCAGAUGGACUCUUUAUGACAGAACGCACAAUGCGACCGGGGUGGCGGGGAAAGGGAGCGGAGAAUGCCCUCCCUUCAAGUGCUCUCCUACACUUAAAAUGUGGUGGUGUACGUGAGCCUUUAAUAUUUUUUUUAUUUUUUUUUUUAUUAUUUAAAAAAAAAAAAAAAAAGACUGUUGGAAAGUGACUUGGACAGCUGGGGGAUCCUAUAGCACUCCAGGAGUUAAUCGGUCUUUAAAGCAGAGGAUCAGCUGCUAAGAAGAGGAGGGAGAAGUCAUCACAUUUGGGUCCUUGCUCCUUUUUCGCCCCCCCUCCACCUACCACCGUCUCCCCAUAGCCUGUUUAAAUGAGAUGUACUUACAUUGAAGAGGCACACGUGUUUUGUCGUACUUUGGAAGAGAGGGUGGUCAUCUUACCGUCUCUGAGCUUCUCGCAAUUGAAUUAGGGAAGAGACACGGGGCGCUUUUAUUCCUUGCGAUCGUUCGACGGCAGAGGGGUAUUUGCGUACGGACUCAGGAACUCAAAUUCCGCUGUACUCGAUGGACCUUUUUGAUGUCCUCCACCCACCGUAUCCCAUCUCCUUCCAACAAAGGGAUGGUACGUUUCCUUACUGUCUCCGGAUCCUCAUAACGCAUUCCCCACAAAUAUUAAAAAAAAAAAAGAAAAAAAA